AUGACCUCCACUAUUUGUGAAGAAGAAACUAACCAAACGAAUGUGGAGCAACAACUUUCAACUAGUAGUAGUAUCAACAAUACACCAUUAUCGGAUACUGUGGAAACAAAUCAGGGUGCUAAUAUAGGAGAAACCAAAAAGAUGGGAGAAACUAAUCAUGCAAACAAACGCAAGUCUCAAAAUCAGCACAAAAGAGAAGAAACUCCAAUAAUAUACAAGGUGAAAACACCGGAAAUUAUAUUAUUCAACUCUCCCAAGAUGGUGCUGGAAAGGAUGAAAGUAGAUGGUAUUCGAAAGUCCAAGCUAACGGUUGACCAAAUAAUAAUCCUCUCCUUGUUUGCUGGUUUAUUCAUCGGAUUGGCUUGUGCUAUGGCCAUAUUGAUUGGAGGAAACGUUCCAGACCUAGAAGAAAAAAACCCAGGUCUCCAGAAACUUCUCUCCGGUGCUGUUUUUCCUAUUGGAUUGAUUCUUAUAGCCAUGACUGGUUCUGAAUUGUUUACUGGUAACGUUUUGGUCUUGUUAGUUGCCUUGUUUUCAAGAAAAUGGAGAGCCAAAAAGUUUCUUCUUCAAUAUACACAAUUUUCAAAGAAUUUGUUCGUGAGCUACUUGUUCAAUUGCUUGGGAGCAUUUCUAUUUGCCUACUUUUUCGUGUAUUUACCACAACCUUGCUGCUCUGCUUAUUGGAUUAAAUACAUACAGAACAUGUCAGUUGCCAAAACGACAAAAACUUUUGGAAAUUUAGUGUUAUUGGCAAUUAUUUGUAACAUGUUAGUGACUGUUUCUGUAUUCUGCUGUAAUGCAGCAACUACAUUGGGAGGAAAAUUUCUUGGCAUUUGGUUUCCAUUAAUGACAUUUGUUUGUUUAGGAUUUGAACAUAGCAUUGCAAAUGCUUUUUACAUUCCUCUUGGCAUGCUUUAUGGAGCUAAUGUAACAGGAUAUGAUUUUCUUAUUGGAAACUUACUACCUGUCACUAUUGGAAAUAUAAUUGGAGGAGCAAUUAUUAAUGGAUGUUUAUUAUAUUAUGUACAUGAUUUUAGAGUGAGACAUCAUAGAGCCAUAUUCAAUUUUGCAGAGAAAAUAUGGGAAAAGAUAAAGAAGAGGAAGGAAAAUACAGAAUCAAACACAUCUUCAUCUAUUGAACUAUCCGAAAGUAAAGAGAAUAUGGUCUAA
Naegleria gruberi is the source of this 1170-nucleotide messenger RNA. RefSeq lists its product as uncharacterized. Gene Ontology annotation, cellular component: membrane. Gene Ontology annotation, molecular function: high-affinity secondary active nitrite transmembrane transporter activity. Lineage: Eukaryota; Heterolobosea; Eutetramitea; Acrasida; Naegleriidae. Bases 1 to 1170 code for a protein of 389 amino acids. The transcript has 4 exons. The record is from RefSeq and is a predicted model, not a curated record. Gene Ontology annotation, biological process: transmembrane transport; nitrite transport.